Drechmeria coniospora is the source of this 3336-nucleotide messenger RNA. RefSeq lists its product as uncharacterized. The transcript has a single exon. Lineage: Eukaryota; Fungi; Ascomycota; Sordariomycetes; Hypocreales; Ophiocordycipitaceae. Bases 1 to 3336 code for a protein of 1111 amino acids. The record is from RefSeq and is a predicted model, not a curated record.
AUGCUCUCGCACCUUCGAUUCCACCGUCGUGGCUCGUCGAACCCCGUCACACCAUCAACGGAUCGGCACCAGCUGUUUGUGCCCUCCAGCAGUCAUGAUCCUCCCGCGGCAGCCGACUCAACUUCUCCCUCCGAUGCCCGACCGGCCUCCUCUGGCCCCUCCGCUCGACCGCCAGUCCUUCCCCCGAUUCCUCGAGUCACCUCUGCCGACGCCGCUGACAUGCGGCAAGAUUGGCCAUGGUCCACGGGAAUGGACGCGGAUUCAAGGUCCCAACGGUCACAGAGCGAUGGCAACUGGGGAUUUGUCGGCGGAGCUGCUUUGCGGAAGCACUCGCAGCAAUCGGGUACUGGAUCCGACACCCUCAACCUUCUAUCGGAUGGACAGCCCGGCCACCAAUGCUCCGAGCCUGUACUGCCAGCACCGGCCGCCCCACCUCACGUGAAGGCCGAAACUCGGCCUGCGACGCACGUCGAACAGAGAGACUGUACCAGCAGCGGCCUGGGCAGAAGACCCGCAGCAAUGCGCGUAUCGACCGACGUGCCCGCCAUACCGCCCAGCUCUGGAGCCGCCGAUCUGUCCAAGGGCAAGAAAGGGCUCCCGUUCCUCAAGAACCCCAUGUCUACCCUGCUCAUGCGGCGAAGAAACAACCAAAAUGCUCCCGACUUACGCCUGCUUCCCACAGUUGGGCACGCAGAACAGCCGUCAUAUGAUCCCCGCAUCAAAGGAACCCGCGUACAUGACUUCAGCGCACCCAGACCCAAACAAACGGCAUCAGGGCCUGCUGGUUUGGCCGUCCGCUCCAGCAGUCAAACUGAUGUCAUGCCAAGCAAUACCAACAGGCCCACCGCUCAGCCCUGCGGGACAAUCGACAGCCCGAUGCCAAGCGGCGGCCGCGAUCCGCCAAACUCGAGCAGUGCGGCGGGCGCAUCAUAUUCCGAGUCGACCAGCGCAGGAUCACAGCUGAUUCAUCAGCCGCCGAGCAGCUCCCCGGAGAUUUCCAAGGACACUUGUGUGGAACAAAUGUUGGCCGCAGACGACGGGAGACAGGGACCACCAGUACCGCCCAAGGACGAUGUGACCAUCGUCUCGAAAACGUCGUCCUCCGCCUCCCCAGCGGCCACCCUGGAAGCUGCCCUAAGCCGGCAAACUGGGAGCCUCCGAACGCUAUCCCGGUUCGAGUUUCCUGCAUUGCCCAAGCAUAUGAAAAGCACUUCGUCCAGGUUCAGCUUCGACAUGGUUGGCGCCGCCAAACAAGAAAAGAUCCUUGAAGAAAGACAUCGCCAGCGAGAAUUGAAAAAGAAAACAACGAGCGCCGGCAAUGCCGGAGCGUCCGGGUUUGACGACUCGGACGGGGACGAUUAUGAUUACGACGCCAUGAUGGACGAUGAUGGAUUGGAGGAAAGGAUACCCGGUGUCAAUGCUGAUUUGGAGGCAGACGCCGAGGAGGACGAGCUGGACUCUGAGGAUGACCAGGAGGGCUUCUCCGGCUUCGUGUUCGAACGUUCCGACCCUGCCUCCUCGCUGACCUGCCCGGACAGCACGGCCAUCCUGUUCACGCCGAGCGAUGCCGCGGGCGGAGCAAUCGGGUGCGCAGUGACUGAAAAUGGAGCCAGCCUCACCAAGCAUCCCUCGCGAUCGCAAGCGAAAACUUGGUCGCAAGACUGCUCGCCGACAAACCAAGAUGGAGCUCGCUUGCGAUUCCAAAGCCCUUCCGCCGCCGAAGCGGCCGGGGUUGAACGAGCGAUGCCCAAGGACGAAUUGUACUUUGAUGACGGCAUGGUUUGCUUCGAGGACGAGUUUGCCGAAGAUCUCGCUGCCGAAUACGAAGUCGGCGGAGAGCCGUUUGAUGAGUCGAUCUUUGACAACAACGACACGGAUGAGUUUGGACGCCCAGUCCCUGGCGCCUUUGUUCCGACCCAGUCACUGUGGCGCGGCGGUUCGGACGAAAAGGCAGGCAUCAGAAGAGACUCGGAGAGAACGUCUCGACUGUCCGCACAUUCAGGCACCUCGCAAUCCACCGCACACACCUCGCUCAGUGCAGAAGCUCAUAUCGACGGCUCCGCGAUAGGCAAAGUCAAGAUAGCGUCCCGAGAGGACGAGCAAGUUGACGCCACCGAGCCGGAGGAGACCGAGCAAGACUCUGUCGCCGCGUACCAGGCGGCCCUUGCAGCUGCAGCCCAUCAAGCAGCCGCUUCGGGUAGGUUCCGACGGCCACGGCUGGAGGAGGGGUCCUCGAAUGGCUUGGAGGGCGAGUUUGUUCGAGACGACGCUGACGACUAUGGCCAUGGCUACGUUGAUAUGGACGAUGCCGAGCUGGGUGACGAUGCCAUCAUUGCGGAAGCAAACGCGAGCGCGUUGGCUCACGACCCGGACGGAUGGUAUGGGCAAGAGUUUGGGUUCUACUCCGCCCCGCAACAGACCAGUGCACAUUGCUCAAACGUCGUCGACUACGAGUACGCGAACGGUGGAGUGUUUGGCUCCGACGUGAGCGCCGGCGUGGGCCGCAGCACGAGUGGGCGGAUGGCCUCGAGGGAACCCAACCUCACCCCGAUCACGGAACAGUCCGAGUAUUCGAACCGCAACUCGGUCAUGGGAUUCCCACCGCUAAGCUCGUCGGCAUCGAUGUUGCCAAGUCCUGGUCUGGCCCAAUUGGCCAUGAUGGCGGAACGGGGUGAUGACCAAAUGUCGCUCUCGGCUCUGCUCCAACUGCGAUCCCGCCCCUGGGGCUCUCAGGCGAGCCUGCCGUCGAGCAGGGAGGCAUCGCCAAGAUCCGAUGGAGGGGAACUGCCCAGCUCGUCGUGGGGGUCAAACGGCGCAUAUGCCUAUCCAGGUGCGGGCGGCAACCGCGGGUGCAAUGGCUCGGCGUUUCCGAAGACGAGUCGAGACUACGAGGGGGUGAGCGUGUCAGGUAGCCCUCCGUUGCCCCUGGCGCAUCGGACACAUCCUUUGCCUUGCUCGGUUCUGGCAGGGUCGACGCAGCAGCCUGGCUUGCUCGCUGACGCUAGCCCUCUGCCUUCCCCCCUCGCGUCCUCGGCACCACGGUUUCCCCGCACUGGCGGGCCACCUGCAGCGAAGCCGUGGGAUAUUCCUCCUCCGGCAGCAUCCAUCAGAAGCUCAACAGACUCGACGCGGGGCGUUGGGUGCCAAGCCGGAAGCAUGCCCUCGCUGCCCUCUGGCAAGGGUCAUGGCCGACAGAAGAGCUCAGCAGACAGCGUGACGUAUCUCCAGGAGGAGGAUAGAGGCCAAACCAGAUGGGUAAUGGAAAGGCGCCGGACAGACGAGACAGGCGAAGUUGAAAUUUUGGAGCGAGGAGUGGUCGAGGGUGGCCGCAUAUGA